This is a messenger RNA of Colletotrichum godetiae, 1122 nucleotides long. RefSeq lists its product as uncharacterized. Lineage: Eukaryota; Fungi; Ascomycota; Sordariomycetes; Glomerellales; Glomerellaceae. The record is from RefSeq and is a predicted model, not a curated record. The transcript has a single exon. Bases 223 to 870 code for a protein of 215 amino acids.
GGAAGAACCGGGGAGAUGGCGACAGCGACCCAUGGGCUUCCCGCGACUUCCAACUUUUGCUCUUUCCCAAACCCCAAACGGCGCCUCUUCUACCUCAAGAAGGAAGGAAGCUGGUGACCCAAGCCAUCGGUUGAACCGUGCACUCCCAAUACUCGCACACACACACGGCAGGUGCAGGUUGUCGCUACGUACCUUGGUCACUGCCGCAUUGAUUGCCCACCCAUGGGCAGUGUGCCAGUCAACCACACUUGGCCGGAGUCUCCGUCUCUUCCUCUCUCUUCCCCCUUCUUCCUGCAUAUCCAAUACCUACAGAUACUCAACCAUCGUCAUCAACAACGACUAACAAGACGCUAUCUUCUCAACGGCACUGGUGAAUCAACGGACAAGCCGCCAUCAACAUCUCGCGAAUCACAGCUGAUGUGGAGACGAGUAGCCGAGUGCAACUGCAUCUUCACUAUUUUCCCCCUCUUCCCGAGUCCCAAGAGAUCCGGCCUGCGACACGCACACCAAGAACCGGACCACCAACCACAGUUGCGGCCACACGGCGUAGCAAUAAAUGCACAUCACGGUCCCGCAGAGACGGGUUGGCCUCGACCCCAAUGUGACGUGGGCCAACUGAUGGAUCCUCAAUGCGCUUCUUCAAUUCAAUUGUCCUCGCAGGCUCGCAUCAUUCAUUGCCAAACAUCCGCGCCACAGCUGAGCGAGGACCCUAUGUCUUAUCACGCCGCUUAUAUGCUGCUCUCCAGGGACACCUCUAUUCUGGGUUCACCUGCUUUCUCUGACAUUGGAUCGCGAUUUCGACUUCGUGCUUCGCUUCAUUCCAUCGUCAUCCUCGUCGCCUCGUCUCUUACGCUUUACCUCUGUGACUAGAGGUUGGGCAGGCGGUCAUCCCAGAGAUGUUCGUAUGAUUGACAGCUUCCGCUCAGACGCUUAGAUGACUGCAUUGCAGCCACACCUACCGCCACUGCCGACCGGCCCGCCUCCUCCAGACUGCCAGCAUCGGCAACGAGGACAACGACAGUGCGUUGAGUGUUCGGCGCCUCCCCACCGGAUGAAAGCCCAGUGCCGGGAUGUGGAAAAACGCCCGCGCGUGGAAUCUGUCAUUGUCAAGCUCCACCUCCU